Carlito syrichta (Philippine tarsier) is the source of this 2040-nucleotide messenger RNA. It is a transcript of the gene SKIDA1, whose product is annotated as SKI/DACH domain containing 1. NCBI's taxonomy places the organism in Eukaryota, Metazoa, Chordata, Mammalia, Primates, Tarsiidae. The record is from RefSeq and is a predicted model, not a curated record. Bases 16 to 2040 code for a protein of 674 amino acids. The transcript is spliced from 2 exons.
CAUUUAGUGCCCGAGAUGGGAGACCUGAAGUCAGGUUUUGAAGAGGUGGAUGGCGUGAGGCUCGGCUACCUCAUCAUUAAAGGAAAGCAAAUGUUUGCCCUCUCCCAAGUCUUCACGGAUCUGCUGAAAAACAUCCCGAGGACGACCGUGCACAAGCGCAUGGACCAUCUGAAAGUGAAAAAGCACCACUGCGACCUGGAGGAGUUGCGGAAACUCAAGGCAAUCAACAGCAUCGCCUUCCACGCCGCCAAAUGCACGCUCAUCUCCCGGGAAGACGUGGAAGCGCUCUACACCUCCUGCAAAACCGAGCGCGUCCUCAAGACCAAGCGCAGGCGGGCCGGCCGGGCCCUGGCCACAAAGGCGCCGCCGCCAGAGCGCGCCGCCGCCGCCAGCCCCCGCCCGGGAUUUUGGAAGGACAAGCACCAACUUUGGCGGGGCCUGAGCGGAGCCGCGCGGCCCCUGCCAAUCAGCGCGCAGUCCCCGCGCCCGGGCGCCGCCGCCGCGCGCCCCGCCGCCCAUCUACCUCAGAUUUUUAGCAAGUUCCCCGGCGCGCACUACCCGGAGGUCGUGCGCUCGCCUUGCAAACCCGAGGAGGAGGAGGAGGGGGGCAGCGGGGCCUCGGAUUCCAGUGAAGUCAGCUCGGAGGAGGAGGACUCGUCCUCAGAGUCGGACUCCAGCUCCGGCUCCAGCCAAGUGUCAGUGCAGAGCAUCCGAUUCAGGCGCACCAGCUUCUGCAAGCCUCCCAGCGUGCAGGCGCAGGCCAACUUCUUGUACCAUCUGGCCUCCGCCGCCGCCGCAACCAAACCCGCUGCUUUCGAGGAUGCCGGCAGACUUCCCGACCUCAAGAGCAGUGUUAAAGCGGAGUCGCCGGAGGAGUGGAGUCCGCAGAGCUGGGCCCCCAAAGCGUCUCCGGUGUACUGCCCGGCCAGCCUGGGGAGUUGUUUCGCGGAGAUAAGGAACGAUAGGGUAUCUGAGAUUACAUUCCCACACUCUGAAAUCUCCAGUACUGUAAAGAGAACUGACCUGACAAUUAACUGCCUGGCGGAGGGGGCCUCUUCACCUAGCCCAAAGACAAACAAUGCAUUUCCACAACAAAGAAUUCUCCGAGAGCCUAGGAGAUGCCUACAAGCAACUCCUGCCACACACUGUGCUGAUAACAGCACAAUAGCUGCUAGGUUCUUAAACCGCGAUUCUUCUGGAGCAGCAGCAAAUUCAGAAAAAGAUUCCAAAAUCCCUUAUUGUCCUGAAUUUGCUACGGAUUUGCCCUCUUCGCUAGCUGAUCCCGGAGUGGGUGCCGCAGCCGCAACUCAAGCCGAGAACCCGGGCACUGACGCCGGCGACAGGACAGUGCCGUUUCUGCACAACAUUAAAAUCAAAGUCGAAGACAGUAGUGCUAAUGAAGAAUAUGAACCUGACCUUAUUACGAAUAAGCUAAAGUGCGAGUGCAAUGAUACAAAGGGUGAGUUUUACAGUGUGACUGAAAGUAAAGAGGAGGACGCCUUGUUAACUACAGCCAAGGAAGGUUUUGCAUGCCCUGAAAAAGAAACUCCUUCCUUAAAUCCACUGGCUCAGAGUCAGGGCCUGUCAUGCACUUUAGGUUCUCCACAACCUGAGGAUGGGGAAUAUAAAUUUGGGGCCAGGGUGAGAAAAAAUUACCGGACACUAGUGCUGGGAAAGAGACCUGUCCUUCAGACACCUCCAGUCAAACCAAAUUUGAAAUCAGCUAGAAGCCCUCGUCCUACAGGUAAAACUGAGACCCAUGAAGGAACACUGGAUGAUUUUACAGUUAUAAACAGACGCAAAAAGGUAGCCAGCAAUGUAGCAUCAGCAGUGAAAAGGCCAUUUAGUUUCAUGGCAAAUUUUCCUUGUCCACCAUCACUCAUUAUUGGGAAAGAUGGGGAUUUGUGGCCGGCGUAUUCCUUAAACACCACUAAGGAUUUUCAACCUCCUCACAAGGCCCAUCCUAUAUGGAAAUGGCAGCUGGGCGGUUCUGCAAUACCUCUUCCACCUAGUCACAAAUUCAGGAAAUUUAAUUCAUAA